Molecule: messenger RNA, 1447 nt
Organism: Salvelinus namaycush (lake trout)
Lineage: Eukaryota; Metazoa; Chordata; Actinopteri; Salmoniformes; Salmonidae
Product: gastrula zinc finger protein XlCGF71.1-like
Exons: 3
Coding region: 89-829 (246 amino acids)
Biological process (GO): regulation of transcription by RNA polymerase II
Molecular function (GO): DNA-binding transcription factor activity, RNA polymerase II-specific; RNA polymerase II cis-regulatory region sequence-specific DNA binding
Source: RefSeq, a predicted model, not a curated record
ACCCAGCCUGCUGCUCUCCUUUACUGAACCUAAAUCUGAGGGUCCUGAUUGUAAGAGUGGAGCACAGAGUGAACGGCAGGCUCCAGAGAUGGCAUCAGUGAAGCAGGAAGACUGCAGUCAAACACUGGGACUGAAUGUCAACAUUAAAGAUGAAGUAAAGGAGGAAGAGAUUGAAACAUUUGUGUUUCAUGGGCCGCCUGGAGAACUCAAAGAAGAGACAGAAGAACACAAAGUCUUACUACUCAAAGGAGAAGGACCUGACUACGCUGAACUUAAGGUUGCAGUUGAAACGUCCAGAGAGCAACACCAUGAAGAAAGCAAAGCUAAGGGGUCACACCACUGCCCACACUGUGAGAAGAGUUUCCCAUUCCCAUCAUAUCUUGAAAGACACCUGCGGAAACAUACUGGAGAGAAGCCUUACUCCUGCUCUGUCUGUGGGAAGUGCUUCAGAACGUCAACUCAUUUAACCACUCACCAGGGAGUUCACACAGGGGAGAGACCUUACUCCUGCUCUGACUGUGGGAAAUGUUUCUCUCUUAUAAGUAACUUUAAACAACAUCAGCGAACACAUUCUGGAGAGAAGCCUUACUCCUGCUCUGAUUGUGGGGAGAGUUUCUCUCAACAUGGUAACAUGCGUCGUCACCAGAAAAGACAUUCGGGAGAGAAGCCUUACUCCUGCUCUGAUUGUGGGAAGAGUUUUAUUACAACAGCUGAAUUAAUCAGUCACCAGAGAGUGCACACAGGAGAGAAACCUUUCCACUGUUCUGUCUGUGGGCAGAAUUACUUUAGCCUGAGUAACUUAAUACGCCACCAGAGAAUACAUACCUAGGACAGAAGCCAUAUUCAUGCUUGACUGUAUGAAGUGCUUCAAAACAUAAUCUGAACUAGAGGUCUUUACGAAUCCACCUGUACCCGAAUACCCGACAACCGAUCCGGGACAUGAGCGGAUCUGGAUCCAGAAUUCUAAAUAAUGUUACAGGUCUGGGUCGGAUCUGAUUUGAUUGUCAUGGGUCUCGGGUAUGUGUAAUUUAACUGACUUGUCCGGAAGGGCCCGUACAGAUCCGAACUCAACUGCUGCAGUAGAGAGAGAGACAUGUUAUGAUUUAUGUUGCUGCUCCUUUUCACGAGAGUGGAGCGUGCAGCUUUUUGUUGGCCAAUCAUAAGUCAUCAAAGCGGCAAUAGGAUGCAGUCAUACAGCCUCCAUGUGUGGCAAAAGGCAGAAGAUAUCUAAUGAAUGGAAGAUAAACUUUUAUUUACAUUAUUUUAAUUCUAACUAUAGGCAACAACGACCAGGAGCCAACAGGUAGGCUGCUACUUCAUUCAGAAUAUGAAGGUGUUAUUUGUAACUGUAGGAUGAGAAAACGCAUGUACUUCAGCCUCAUGUGGGGCGGCAGGUAUCCUAGUGGUUAGAGCGUUGGGCCAGUAACCCGAAAGGUUGCUAGAUCGA